This is a messenger RNA of Schistocerca cancellata (South American locust), 608 nucleotides long. Its product is annotated as metabotropic glutamate receptor 7-like. The record is from RefSeq and is a predicted model, not a curated record. NCBI's taxonomy places the organism in Eukaryota, Metazoa, Arthropoda, Insecta, Orthoptera, Acrididae. Gene Ontology annotation, cellular component: membrane. Bases 78 to 608 code for a protein of 176 amino acids. Gene Ontology annotation, molecular function: group II metabotropic glutamate receptor activity. Gene Ontology annotation, biological process: regulation of synaptic transmission, glutamatergic; G protein-coupled glutamate receptor signaling pathway. The transcript has 4 exons.
CCUGCGAGAAUGCUGCGAACGAGAGUCGUUAAAAGAAUAUAGAGAGACCUGUCUUCUGAAUAACAAGAACGCCGAAAAUGACGACAAGCUGUAUGACGUGGUUGGCGAGACUGGUACUGGUAGUGGCAGCAGCAGUUGUAGUUGGAUCAAGUAACACUACAAACAUUGUGUCUCCAAGCAAUGUGAAUGCUAUUAUUGGAGCUUUUCUCAACAUACACAAGCAAGGCAAUGGGUUGUAUGACUGUGGGCAGACAAGUGUGAAUGGAGUAAUAAUGUCUGAAGCUAUGUCAUGGAUGGCAAAAAAUCUCAAUGAAGAUGGUGGCAGAUCCUUUCUACCUAAUAUAACACUUGGUAUAGAGGCAUUUGACAGCUGUGAGAGGCCAUGGGUAGCAUUGACACAACUGAGUGAAUUUCUUCCUGAACUUAAAGGAGAAAAUUUAACAAAACCAAAUACUUCUGAUGUAAGAUUGGGGAUAGUUGAUGGAUCUCACAUCACUCAAAAUGUUGAAGUACAAAACAUUCUCAAAAAAUUUAGCAUACCAGUGAUACCUCUUGAACUGAGUGCUGUGUAUAUAACACCAAGUGAAAGGGGCAUGGCAAGUAAUUGA